AUGGACUCCGAUUCCGACCAUGAAGACGACCUCGGCGCCGGCGAGCCGCCCGCCAUCGAUCCCUAUGCUGUCCUUGGGCUCGACCGCGCCGCGGCGCCCACGACCGACCAGGUCAAGUCCGCCUAUCGCAAAGCGGCACUCCGAUGCCACCCCGACAAGGUCCCUCCCGAACAAAGGGACACGGCCCAUACCCAGUUCCAAGAGGUUGCUCUCGCGUACGCCGUCCUGUCGGACCCGGCCCGCCGCAAGCGCUACGACGAGACCGGCUCGACGGCCGAGUCCGUCGUCGACUCGGACGGCUUCAGCUGGUCCGACUUUUACCGUGCCGCGUUUGCCGACGCCGUCAACCCUAGCGCCAUCGAGACGUUUGCCGCGAAGUACAAGCACUCGGACGAGGAGCGGGACGACGUGCUGGCGGCGUACACGCGGCACCGCGGCGACAUGGACGGCGUGUACGAGUCGGUGAUGCUCAGCGACGUGCUGGCCGACGACGCGCGGUUUCGGGCCAUCAUUGACGAGGCGAUUGCGGCGGGCGACGUCAAAUCCUUUACCAAGUACGCCAACGAGACGGCGGCCUCGAAGAAGGCACGCAAGGCAGCGGCGUCGCGUGAGAGCCGGGAGGCAGAGGAGUACGCCAAGGAGCUGGGCGUGCACGACAAGCUGUUUGGCAACGGCAAGGGCCGGCGGAGCCACGACGGCGAGGAGGUCGGAGAGAGCACUUCGCCGCGGCCCGCAAAGACCAAGGGCGGAAAGGGGGCCACUGGAGGCAAGGGAAAAGGAGGCAAGAAGAAGGACGACGACCAGGCUGGACUGGCAGCGCUGAUUCAGCAGCGUCAACAGGAGCGGUCGGCAACGUUCCUCGACAACCUGGCGGCCAAGUACGGGGUGACCGAGCAGAAGAAAAAGAAAGGCAAGGGCGGCAAAAAGCGGCAGGCCGUGGACGAGGACGACGGGGACGACGAACCGUCGGAGGAGGCCUUCCAGGCCGCCGCAGCUCGGCUCAAGAAUGGGAAGAAAACGAAGCGGUAG
Sporothrix brasiliensis 5110 is the source of this 1029-nucleotide messenger RNA. RefSeq lists its product as uncharacterized. Gene Ontology annotation, cellular component: cytoplasm; nucleus. The transcript has a single exon. The record is from RefSeq and is a predicted model, not a curated record. Lineage: Eukaryota; Fungi; Ascomycota; Sordariomycetes; Ophiostomatales; Ophiostomataceae. Gene Ontology annotation, molecular function: heat shock protein binding. Bases 1 to 1029 code for a protein of 342 amino acids.